AUUGGAAACCAAUUUAUCCAUCAUUGCUUGCUAUAAGUCAACGUUAUUUAUUAUCCACAACAGAAGCUGCUGCAUUACAAGAAAUCUAUCAAAAAAUUGACAUAAUUGAAUUAGCAGAGAUGAUAAAAGAUGUUAGUAUAGAGACAUGUUUAAGUAUAAUUGACCUUUUGUCAUUACUCUGUAAAAAAUAUCAAGAGGAACAUCAUACAUAUUGUUAA
Entrophospora candida is the source of this 218-nucleotide messenger RNA. The record is from the annotation of a GenBank genome assembly. NCBI's taxonomy places the organism in Eukaryota, Fungi, Glomeromycota, Glomeromycetes, Entrophosporales, Entrophosporaceae.